AUGAAUGUUAAGGUCAUAGGGUUUGAAAGGCUUAAGGAAGAGUACGAGUCAUGUUCCGAUUUCAAAGACAUUUUUCUUACUUUGCAAAAUGGGGAGUUAGAUACCACUGAUGGUUUCCGUUUGGAGGAGGGUUAUCUUUUUAGAUCCAAUAAGUUGUGCAUCUCAAGGACCUCAGUGCGAGACUUUAUAAUGUGGGAAAGUCACGCUGGCGAGUUGGCUAGACAUUUUGGGUGUGAUAAGAUCAUAGUGGAGGUUGAACGUCAAUUCUAUUGGCCCAAUUUAAAAACAGAUGUGGUCAAGAUUGUUGGCACAUGUAACACCUGGCAGCGUUUUAAGCAAAAGAGGCAGAACACAGGCCUCUACACGCCUCUCCCCGUCCCUAGUUGUCCUUGGCAAGACGUUAGUAUGGAUUUCGUGCUAGAGUUGCCACGUACUCCAAAGAAACAAGGUUUUAUGUCUCAUUUGGCUUGUAUAUGGAUUUGA
Olea europaea var. sylvestris is the source of this 483-nucleotide messenger RNA. RefSeq lists its product as uncharacterized. The transcript has a single exon. Bases 1 to 483 code for a protein of 160 amino acids. Lineage: Eukaryota; Viridiplantae; Streptophyta; Magnoliopsida; Lamiales; Oleaceae. The record is from RefSeq and is a predicted model, not a curated record.